AUGCCUGCAUCGAGACGUCCGGGCAAACUUAGCACUCGCUCCACAUCUUGGAACUACUCUAAUGCAGAAUCCUUCAACGAUGACAUGUACUCAAACAUGACCUUCUACGACCCACACAGCCCACCAUCCUACGCAACCCUGCCCAAGAACUUCAACAAAAGACAACGCAAAACAGAAGCACUAUCACCAUACCACGACACGAAGAGACUGCUAGACGGCCAUACCAGCGACUCAGGCUACGACUCCACCGACGACUCCACAACUCCAGAACCAGACUCCUGGCGUCCUCCAACUCGCCAGAACACACUUCUCAGACAUCCCACCAACGACCGUAGCUGCAGAUCAGACUAUUACUCCAUCGAAAGGCUAUCAGCAGACGCCAUCACACCACUCAGCAUCGAGCACGGCAUAGGUUCAAGCCCAAACAACACUUCCAUCUCCUUCAUCUGCUCCAUGCAACCACUAUCCCUCUUUCCUCCCUCGGCCACCUCGAACAACAAGAAACGCCGUCGAAUCAUCACCAACAACGACUUUUCAAAAUCAGAUGCAGAUCCAUUGACCUACAUCCGCGACAAUUGCGAAAACGCAACCAGAGCACUGUCAAGUCAUCGCAAGCUUCACAAUUGUGAUUGUGACUUUGCGUGGUUGGAUGAUAGGAAGAGAGGUACGGGGACUGUGAGGAAGGGAGCAAAGGUCGACGAGAAACUCGGGCCGAUGAGGCCGUGCAAGAAGACUUGGUUUACUGGGUGGUUUGUUAGACAGCAUUUGGCCUAUCAUGAUCGCUAUUGUGCAUGUUCAUGCUUCGGGGUCAAGCAUUGA
Aureobasidium namibiae CBS 147.97 is the source of this 819-nucleotide messenger RNA. RefSeq lists its product as uncharacterized. The record is from RefSeq and is a predicted model, not a curated record. The coding region runs from base 1 to 819 and encodes 272 amino acids. The transcript has a single exon. NCBI's taxonomy places the organism in Eukaryota, Fungi, Ascomycota, Dothideomycetes, Dothideales, Saccotheciaceae.